UCCUUUUCUGGCCUUUUGCCGCUGAACUGCAGCGGGGUGAGCGGAGAGGGAGAGCUGGCCAGGAAAACAGCGCGCACUGGUUUCUUUAUGUUUUGUUGCACUAAUGUGUAUGGAUUCAGUUCAGGAUGCUUAAAAGCAACAAACUUAGCAAAGACCCGGGCCCUGGGUCUUACUACACCACGUGACUGAUCCACAUGGUGCCCCGCCCACUGUCCCCUCACUCCACUGUGCUUAACUCUCUACAUGCAGUUGCCUGCUGACCCUGAUGCUGCCACAUGGAUCCAGGUGGAAGUGAUCUGGAGUCGAGUCUGCCUCAGACUGAGAACCCCUGCCUUAUCGUCGAAGACUCCCAGCCUGACAGUGUGGCCUUGGAGGACGACCCCGAUAGCAGUUACCGUGCCCUGCUCUCCCGCCGCCUCUCCAACCUCCAGCCCACCUCCCACAGCCCGGUGCUGGAACUGAUCGCUUCUCCUUCUAAAGGCAGAUGCACUGAAGGUGACUGCCAGACUGAAAAGAGUAAUAGUGUAAUAGAGGCCGACCAUUUUCCGACUAAUCUGAGUUCAGCAGCUGCAGAGCAUAGUCAAGUAUUUGAAGUUUGCUCCCUUCCUAAAACAAAAAGAAGUAACCAAGAGGACAUGGAGUCUGGAGCUGAUUCCACCACUCACUGUGCACAAACAGAAGAGGGAAUGUCUCAGUUUGGCCUCCUGGAGCUGUCGGAAAGUCAGGGAUUAAAUAUCGAGGCACAAAAUAUAGAGAGUGGUGAUGAGGAUGUAGAGGUGACACCUGCCAACCUCCGGCCAGCAGACAGCCAGAAAACAGCCAAUCAAACUGGAUUGAAAAGCUCUUCUACGGCAUCAGACAGUCAAGAUGAGAGAUUUAGAAGGCCUGAGGUGAGCUCCAGCAGUGCCUUGGUUCCUCCAAGAAGAGAAGGCAGAGAACUGAGUGUCCAGGCCAUACUCCACUCUCAGGUCUCUGAGUCUGUAGAGGAUGAGGAUGAGGAUGAGGAAAUUAUGUCAUCCCAGGGUGAUCUGUUUGACGGAGAGAGGAAUGGCUCUAAGGUCGACAGUACAGUAGCAGAGCUUGAGAAUCAGCAGCAGCAGGAUCCAACGUGCACUCCUGCUCACAGCCUCCGCCUGCUGCAUCUGUCUGGCCAAGGAACGCUGGUGCAGGAGAGCCUGUCACAGCAGUCUGUUGAUUUUGUGGCAGCCACACAGGACAACUUAAGCCAAACACCGCUCAUUGUCCCAAAUUCACCCACAGGACAGGAGAAUGAGCAAGAUUUUAACGAACCAGCAAAGGAGAACUCUGGGACCCCUAAUGACCAAGCACAAAAAGGGCAGGAAGAACCAAUGGAUGUGGAUCCUGUCCCAAAGCCCACAGUGUCAAACAUAGUAUCCCAGAAUUCCCCCAGUUUUGCUUUGGAGAAAAGCCUGUCCUUGCCAACACAGCCUGAAUUUUCACAUGAUGUUUUUGUGCCUACGCCAUCCUCGGAAUCUGGGGUCUGCAGUCAAGAUCCAGAGGCUUUGAAGAAAAAAGAAGCACCAAAAGAAAGUCCAUCUACAAUCCUCGAUGCAGAAGCGGUCAAAACACCUGCUGGCAACCAGCCUUCUCAAGUGGCUACGUGUUUCCAGUUGGAGCUGGACAGUGAAAAUAGUGUUUUUGAGAAGAAAACUCAAGCGUUCACUGUGGAUGAUGACAGUCAGGCCACACAGAUUGAGGAAAUACAGGGGCCUGUAGGAGAGGAUGAGAGAGACUCAGUCGCUGUGCACCACAAUGAGAAAACGGACAAAAGCAGCAUGGAUUGUGGCCUUAAUAAAGCUGCUAAUUUACAAGGGAUUUCCCAGGAGCCUGCCUUGAAAACUACAGAGGAUGAAGAAUGUUCCUCUCAAAAGCUGUCCUUGCAGUCUUCAAGGGGGCAGAACGGGAAAAUAAAUGACAGCGUGGCUAAAUCUCAGGAGAUUCAGUGUAUUUCGAACACAGUAGCCUCCCAGCAGAUGGAUGAAGGGGGUUUGGGUAAAGAGCUGACCUUGGGUAGUUGCUCACAAAGCAAAGAACAGGCUGGGAGACCCACUAGCACAACUUCUAUUCCAUCUCAGUCCCAAUCCCAAUCCCAAUCUGUCAUAUUCUCUCAAAAGAAUCCUCCAGGUGAAGGAGAAGGAGCUGACAGUGACCAAAGACUGAGCCAGCCCAUGUCUCAAAGUCACCGACUUGACAGUAUUAGCAACCCUAAGGAUGUUGAUGAGGAAGAUGAGGACAGAAAGGAGGAAGGAGAAGUACAGAGCACUAGCAGGACAGAAGGCUCUGGAUUCGGCCUGGCACUUUCGCAGAGCCAAAUCAAUUCUCCGGAGCCGAUGGAGGAUGGAGGCGAAGUCGCCCAACCUGGAGGCAGCAAGGACGAGGAGAGCCUCAGUGUUAUAGUCCUGGAGGAGAGCGAGAGAGUCUCCCAGGAGCGAGAGCUCGUCGAGAGGUCACCGGUGUUCAGAAGUUCCUCACAGCCUGUCAGAGGAUCCCCGAAGGAGAAAUUUGAGCCUGGCAGAAAAGUGACGGGCUCCCAGCCAAACAGCUCGGGCCAGAAUUUGCAGGUGGCCACUAGAGCUGGUGCCAGUAACACACAGGCUAGUGAUGGAGCACCCAGUGGAGGAUCACAGGACCUGAAUGUGGCCAACAAAAGCCUGAGUGACAGCUCUGGAGAUCUUCCAUUCCACUUCACACUUCCCAGAGAAGGAGAGCUGAUUGGGCCUGCUGCAAGCGCAACUCCUCCACACGUCAGACAGCUAAAGAACACGCCGCUCCACAGCACUCCUAUCGAAACGAGUACAUUCCGUGAGCGGACGGAGGCCAACGUUACCAGGGAGACAACGAUGGCGGCCAGUGAGAUCUCAGUCGAGGAGAGUGGAGAGGGAGAGGAGCUGGCAGCACAGGGGGGUGAUGGGAAACUGAGUCUCAGAAUGAAGGUGGUGACCCCUGUAGAAGAGGGCAGCUCAGGAUCUGAGCAUUUCAGCCUACAAAAACCGUCCUUAUCAGAUGAGGAAGGCUCCGUUUCCAAGGCUACCGCUGUUGCCAAGGCUGUUACCAGCCCUCAGUCCAUCUUCACUCGGGUUCGUGAGGUUCACAGGCAGCUACAGGUGGAGGAGGAAGAGAAGGAACCCAGCGAUCUGUCACUCAGACCUCUAAGCCAACCUGACCUCCCUAACAGUGAGAACCCUGAUCCGCCUCCCAAAGCAGUAGGUAAUGGUACGCCAGAGCAGAUAUUACAGCAAACCAACGGCACUGCCAUGCACUCAGACCCCCUGGCUGAGGUGCAGUCCCCCCCAGCUAAUGAACAUGAAGCUCCCAGCACUUCUGGACACGCACCUCGCAAGUCACUCAUCGGCCAGAGAGCUGUGUCUCAGCAAACCAGCGUGGACUUGUCCUCGGCAGCAAGUCCUCUCAGCAAAAGAGCAGUAUCACAACAGACCAGCUUUGAUGCCUCUGGACCACAUCUCCCAUCAGGCAGGGGGGAACCAGUCACUCCAACCCGCUCACAGUCAGGCCCUUCUCACCGCAGACAUGUCCGCACCAUCCAAGAAGUGCGCACUACCAUCACUCGCAUUAUUACCGACGUGUACUACGAAGACGGCAGGGAGGUGGACCGUAAGGUCGUUGAGGAGUCUGAGGAGCCAGUGGUGGAUCGCUGCGUCAUGGACAGCGAUAUCUCUCCCUCACGUACAGGAAGCUCCAUGACCUCAGGAGACCUGGCUGAUGUGAGUUCGCUUUCAUCUAAAGCUGCGUCCCACUUCAGCUCCAGCGGGACCAGCAGUGGAGGUCCAGCUCCCAGCAGGAUCACUGACUUUGUCAUGCCUCCCAGCCGUGGAGCAAAGACUGGCAGCCCCAGGCGAGGGGUUAGACAGGCAGUGGGGUCAGAGCUAACAGGUGUUUGGGGUUCUCCGUCCACUGCCCCGCUGAGCCCCAGAGGCCACGGGCGUCGAGGAAGACCCCCCUCACGUGGUCCACCGUCCAGAGGUGGAAGGUCAGCACAGAGAGGAGGCGCUCAUGGCCUGGCCAUGUCUUCGUCAGAAGAUGAGCACCUCACUCGUCCAAAUGUCCGCGUCCCCUCAAGCCGUUUGGACGCACUGAACACCACGUCCCCUGAGAACAGUGCAGGGAGCAGCAGCAGCUUCAUCGGACUGCGCGUGAUGGCCAAGUGGUCAUCCAAUUCAUUUUUCUACUCGGGGACCAUCACCCAGGACCUGGGAGAGAACCGCUUCCGGCUACUGUUCGACGACAAUCAGGAGUGUGAGGCACAGGGGAAGGACAUCCUGCUGUGUGAUCCCAUUCCGCUGGAGACGGAGGUCACGGCACUGACUGAGGAGGAGUAUUUUAACACAGGUAUAGUGAAGGCAUAUAAGCGUCAAGGUGCCGAGUUGCUGUACUGCAUAGAGAAAGAUGGCCAGAGCACGUGGUACAGCAGGACUGCGGUGAUUCUCACCAUGGAGCAGGGCAACCGCCUGAGGGAACAAUAUGGCCUCGGGCCUUACGAACCCUCCACUCCUCAGAACAUGGCAUCUGAUAUCAGCCUCGAUAACCUUGUAGAAGGAAAGCGGAGGCGUCGAGGAAACGGGACUGGGCCUGGAACGCCGAACAGCAGCUCCACAAACAGCCCAAGAACCCCAGCGAAACGGAAACUUGCAAGCUCCACAGAGGACGAGAGGACACCAGCAAAGAGAGGACGCAGAGGGGGUGGGGCCAGAGCGGGUUUGAGAAUGGCUCCAUGUGAUACCUCUGGGAGCGGAGCUGAGCUGCCGUCUGACCCCAGUGACCUGCUGGUGACCCACGGCCCUCUUCCUGAGAGCACGUCUCUCUUCAUGGGCUUUGUCUUCAUGCUAACUGCAUCCUCUGACAACGACAGGAAGUCCAACCAGACUACCAGCGAUGGAGAGGAAGAAUACGUGCCAACAGCUCCAUAUAACAAGCAGUACACCGAGAGGCAGUUAGAGGCUGGUGGAGGAAUGAUCCUGCCUGAAUUUAAUGAAGAACAGUGUAAAGCAGCGUAUCAGAGCCUGUUGAUCGCUGAUAAGCAUUGCCGCACGCAGACGUACCUGCUGUGUGUGGCAGGUGGAGUUCCCUGUGUGUCUCAGAUCUGGGUGCGAGACUGCUGUCAAGAGAAGAAGCUGAUGAACUACAGGAACUACUUGCUCCCUGCUGGAGUGGGGCCUGAGAAACGAAUCAUAGAAUGGCAUGCACGCUGUAACCCUUUCAAAGCUUUGAAGGUGCUGCUGGUUUCAGAAGAUCGUGUGGAUUUAUGGACUUCCUUGCUCACCAUGUGUGGUGCUGCAAAGGUCCAGCAACAUAAAAUAAGCAACAACAGUUCUGAAGUUUCAGCAGAGGGGUUAGACUUAGUGGUGUCUGCGUCUCCGUGUCCUGCAGAGGUGCUGAAGUGUGCGAUGGCCACAAACACUCCUGUGGUGUCUCUGGAGUGGCUGGUUCAGUGUGUGAUCUGUGGAGAACGUCUGGCCUACGACAGUCAGCCUGAGUAUCAUCAUGAUUACUCUUCUUAGGCUCUGUCUCUUCUGUAUUUUUUUAACGUCCUGUACUGUUUUAGCAUUUGCCUGCUUUUACUGUAUAUAGUUUUAAAACUGUUUUUGACAUAAUAAACUGUGUGUCUCCUUU
This is a messenger RNA of Pangasianodon hypophthalmus (striped catfish), 5649 nucleotides long. It is a transcript of the gene tp53bp1, whose product is annotated as tumor protein p53 binding protein, 1. Lineage: Eukaryota; Metazoa; Chordata; Actinopteri; Siluriformes; Pangasiidae. Gene Ontology annotation, cellular component: nucleus. The record is from RefSeq and is a predicted model, not a curated record. The transcript is spliced from 29 exons. The coding region runs from base 276 to 5537 and encodes 1753 amino acids. Gene Ontology annotation, molecular function: histone binding. Gene Ontology annotation, biological process: DNA damage checkpoint signaling; positive regulation of transcription by RNA polymerase II.